This is a messenger RNA of Zingiber officinale, 1068 nucleotides long. Its product is annotated as U-box domain-containing protein 4-like. Gene Ontology annotation, cellular component: cytoplasm; nucleus. Lineage: Eukaryota; Viridiplantae; Streptophyta; Magnoliopsida; Zingiberales; Zingiberaceae. The coding region runs from base 1 to 1068 and encodes 355 amino acids. Gene Ontology annotation, molecular function: protein binding. The transcript is spliced from 5 exons. The record is from RefSeq and is a predicted model, not a curated record.
AUGGUAAUCACCGUCAGAGCUGUAAGCCUUUCCCCGCCGCCAACUUCUCCCGAUCUCUUCCGUCUCUGCCCAAGCACCGACGACCUCAACACCCAGAUCCGCGAUCGGUUCAAUCAGAAGCAUCAUUACUCUGUUGAUUUUGGGCUGGCAAGUGUUGAGAUGGAGUACUUGACAGAGGUACUCGUGUGUUGCCUUGUCGUCUUCGUCGUUGGAGGCCAUCGAGAGCGCUUCGGUCAAGAGCAAGGGCCGAAGGUUGGCGCGUGCGUGGAGGCGCUUGGGGCGUCGUCCCCGGAGUUGAAACGGGCUGCGACGGUGGGGAUACGGCUCGUGGCGAAGCACCGGUCAAACUUCCGUGCGCUGAUCAAGGCAUCGGGGUCCAUUCCGGCGCUGGUGCCUCUGCUGAAGAGCAUCGCCCCUGCGACGCAGGAGAGCGCGGUGACGGCGCUUCUGAAUCUCUCGCUGGAGGAGGAGAACAAGAAGCUCAUCACUACCGCGGGGGCUAAGCAGAAUGUUGCAUGCGCACUGCUUAGCCUAUCGAUGAUCGAGGAGAACCGGGGGGCAAUCGGUGCCUGCGGGGUGAUUCCGUCACUGGUGUCUCUGCUCGUGAGCGAUUCGAGCUGGGGAAAAAAUGAUUCCCUAACCACGCUGUACAAGCUGUGCUCAGUCUGGCGGAACAAGGAAAGGGCUAUCAGCACGGGGGCGGUGCCUCCACUGGUAGGGCUGGUGGGGGAACGCAGCGGCGGCAUAGCCGAGAAGGUGUUGGUGGUGCUAGGAAGCUUGGUUGCGGUGCCGGAGGAUAAAGAUGCGGUGGCGGAAGCGGGAGGGAUCCCGGUGCUGGUCGAGGCAAUGGAAACCGGACCAACAGCUGGGAGAGAGUUCGUCGUGCACGUGCUGCUGCAGCUCGCCGCCGAAAGUCCCCAUAUCCAAAGGUUUCUCUUGGGAGAAGGUGCAAUCCCACCAUUGGUUGAGCUUUCACAGGUUGGCUCAUCACGAGCUAAGCGCAAGGCAGCCAUCAGCAAUGGCAAUAGCAGGAAAUCAGUUCCUUCUAGAUUCCAGCGGCGCCAUUAA